This is a messenger RNA of Torulaspora globosa, 7389 nucleotides long. RefSeq names its product phosphatidylinositol kinase-related protein kinase TOR1 (gene TOR1). The record is from RefSeq and is a predicted model, not a curated record. The transcript has a single exon. Gene Ontology annotation, cellular component: nucleus; TORC2 complex; TORC1 complex. Gene Ontology annotation, molecular function: protein-containing complex binding; protein binding; protein serine/threonine kinase activity. NCBI's taxonomy places the organism in Eukaryota, Fungi, Ascomycota, Saccharomycetes, Saccharomycetales, Saccharomycetaceae. The coding region runs from base 1 to 7389 and encodes 2462 amino acids. Gene Ontology annotation, biological process: TOR signaling; negative regulation of macroautophagy; protein phosphorylation.
AUGCUGUCACUAAGGAGGAAGCUCGAGAGCCAUCAUCAAUCAAAGCUAACCUCGAAGUCGCAUCUAUCAUCUUCAGAUGAUAUUUCAUCUGUCUCGGGUCAGGAUGGCACUAAUAUUGUGACGAGCGAUGGAUCGCGAUUGACCGCUCAUAAUGAAGGGGAUGCGAAGGGUUACGUGGAGACGGAUCCCACGAUAGCUGCGAUGGAUAGUACGUUCACGACUUUUAAUCUAAUAUUUGAUAAGCUAGGCAGUUCUGUUGCACAAGAGAGGAUUGCAGCAUCUUUUGAACUGAAGAGCUCUCUGAUCUCUUUGGUGCGGGAAGUCUCGAUAGAACAAUUUCAGAGGUUCAGUAAUAGAAUCAACAAUAAGAUAUUCGAAUUGAUUCACGGAGCUAGCUCGAAUGAAAAGAUCGGUGGUAUCCUGGCUGUAGAUACUAUGAUCGGAUUUUAUGCUCAUACAGAGGAGCUGCCUAAUCAAACCUCUCGAUUAGCGAACUACCUGCGGGUUUUGAUUCCAUCGAAUGAUAUCGAAGUUAUGAGAUUAGCCGCCAAUACACUCGGCAAGCUUGCUGUCCCUGGUGGGACGCUCACAUCGGACUUUGUGGAGUUCGAAGCAAAGACAUGUGUCGAAUGGCUCACGACGUCGCCUGAAAACGCUUCUUCAAGUUCGAAGCAAGAAUAUAGAAAACAUGCAUCUCUUCUUAUUAUUACGGCACUGGCAAAUAACUCACCAUAUCUGCUCUAUCCUUACGUUAACUCGAUACUUGACAACAUAUGGAGAGCCCUGAGGGACACAAAUCUGACAAUACGAAUGGACGCUGCUAUAACAGCAGGCAAGUGUCUAUCCAUCAUACAGGACAGGGAUACGUCAUUAACGAAGCAAUGGGUUCAAAGGUUAUUUAAAGAGUGUGUCUAUGGGCUUACUUUGAAUACAAACGAAUCAAUCCAUGCGACGUUGCUUAUCUAUCGCGAGUUACUCAGGUUAAAUGCAUUCUAUUUGAAUGGAAAAUAUGACGAGAUAUUUCAGUCUACAAUGAGAUAUAAGGAUCACAAGUACGACGUGAUAAGGAAGGAAGUUUAUGCGAUUCUGCCUCUCCUGGCUUAUUUUGAUUCGAGCCUAUUCACUGCUAAGUAUUUGGAACAGACUAUGGUACACUACUUGACCGUUUUAAGAAACAUGAACGUUAACUCAGCAAACGCCCUUGACAAGACAGCCAUAUUUAUCUCUAUCGGAGAUAUAGCAAUCGAAGUGGGCUCCAGCAUUAUGCCUUACAUGGAUCCUAUUCUAGAUAACAUAAGGAACGAAUUACAGACGAAAUUCAAGAACAGAAAAUUCUUCGAAAGAGAGGUAUUUUACUGCAUAGGAAAGCUGGCUGCCGCAGUAGGGCCAGCCUUAACUAAGAACCUCAACAAAGGUUUGCUCGAUUUAAUGUUAUCUUGUCCUCUUUCAGAUUACAUGCAACAAACAUUGUUGAUUAUAAACGAAAAGAUCCCAGCUUUAGAGCCCACCAUUAACGCCCGAAUGUUAGAUUUGCUCUGUACUUCAUUGUCAGGUGAGAAAUAUAAACUGCCUGGGUCUCCCACUUCAUUGAAACCAUUAUCAAUAGAAAAAGCUCGUCAUUGGAGAAACCAGAACAUAUUACGCCAGACUGGAGAACCCAACGAUGACGCUCAUGAUGCGCAGAUACUAACUCAAGCUCUACGAAUGCUACAAACGAUCAAUGAUAAAUACUCUAUGACUGAGUUCGUCAGGCUAGUCGUCAUAUCCUAUAUUGAACAUGACAAUCCUCACGUCAGGAAGCUCGCUGCCUUGACUUCCUGUGCUCUGUUUGUGAAGGACAAUAUUUGCAAACAGACAUCGCUGCAUGCUUUGAACUGUGUGUCUGAAGUUUUGAGUAAACUGUUGACCGUAGCCAUCACGGACCCAGUGGCUGAAAUAAGGUUUGAGAUUCUGCAGCAUCUGGAUCCCAGUUUUGACCCUCAGCUGGCUCAACCGGAUAACAUGCGUCUUCUCUUUAUGGCUCUUAAUGACGAAAUUUUUGCAAUCCAACUCGAAUCGAUAAAAAUCAUAGGUAGACUGACAAGUGUGAACCCGGCUUAUGUGGUUCCCUCUCUGAGAAAAACUCUGCUUGAGCUACUGACCAAGCUUAAAUAUUCAACAAUGCCAAGGAAGAAAGAGGAAAGCGCAACUCUGUUAUGCAGCUUGAUCAGUUCGAGUAGAGAAGUGACGAAACCAUAUAUAGAACCGAUACUGGACGUUCUACUUCCGAAAUCACAGGAUAGCUCUUCGGCCGUUGCCUCCACAGCACUGAAAGCAAUAGGUGAGCUUUCGGUCAUUGGGGGUGAGGACAUGAAAUCAUACUUAAAUGAAUUGAUGCCCCUGAUAAUUAGCACUUUUCAGGAUCAGUCCAACUCGUUCAAACGAGAUGCUGCAUUAAAAACAUUAGGUCAAUUAGCAGCCUCGUCGGGCUACGUUAUCGAGCCCUUAUUGGAUUAUCCCGAGUUGUUGGGUGUUCUGAUCAAUAUCCUGAAGUCUGAAAGCGCCCAGAAUAUUAGGAGAGAAACAGUAAGACUGAUAGGCAUUUUGGGCGCUCUAGAUCCGUACAAGCAUAGGGAAGUUGAAGUCACCUCUAAUGCGAAUAGUACGGUGGAACAAAAUGCUCCUUCGAUAGAUAUCGCCUUGCUUAUGCAAGGGAUGUCGCCUUCUAAUGAAGAGUAUUAUCCCACUGUUGUCAUCAAUACGCUCAUGAGAAUUUUGAAAGACCCUUCGUUAUCAUCUCAUCAUACUGCAGUCAUACAAGCCAUCAUGCAUAUAUUUCAAACCAUGGGUCUGCGUUGUGUUCCUUUCCUGGCACAAAUCAUACCAGGAUUUAUCUUAGUGAUGCAUUCCUGCCCACCAUCACUUCUUGAGUUCUAUUUCCAGCAGCUGGGCUUGCUGGUAUCCAUUGUCAAGCAUCACAUCCGUCCUCAUGUUGACGAGAUGUACGAAGUCAUUGAAGAAUUUUUCCUUAUUCCCAAAUUGCAGAUUACUAUUCUUCUGGUUAUCGAAUCAAUUUCAAAGUCCCUAGAAGGAGAAUUUAAGCGCUUCGUCCCCAGAACAUUAACGACAUUUUUAACAAUCCUAGAGAAUGAUAAGUCUAGCAAGAAAGCAGUCUCGAUCAGAAUUCUUCGAUCUUUAGUGGUUUUUGACUCCAGCUUGGAAGAUUACGCGCAUUUAAUCAUUCCCACAGUCGUUAAAAUUGCGGAAUACUCAACGGGAACGUUGAGAACAAUGGCAAUUGUAACGCUGGGGAAGCUUGCGAAAUGUAUAAAUCUAUCCGAGAUGUCUUCAAGAAUUGUUCAAGCGCUGGUACGCAUAUUAUAUUUGGAAGAUAAAGAGCUGAUAAAAGUAACCAUGAAUACUUUAAGUUUACUCCUGCUACAGUUAGGUACUGACUUCACGGUAUUUGUCCCCAUUAUCAAUAAAACGUUGGUGAGAAACCAUAUUCAGCAUUCUAUCUAUGAUCAACUGGUCAAUAAACUCCUGAAUGGUGAAGGUCUUCCUAAGAAUAUUGUAUUUGAUAAAGAGUUUGACACACAUACGAAGGAAGUUGGCGAAGCUGCAUCAUCGUCGAAGAAACUACCGGUGAACCAACUUGUGCUCAAGAAUACUUGGGAUUGUAGUCAACAGAGGACCAAGGAAGACUGGCAGGAGUGGAUAAGAAGACUGUCAGUCCAAUUGUUGAAGGAGUCUCCUUCGCAUGCUUUGAGAGCUUGUUCAGGAUUGGCCGGAAUAUACUUUCCUCUGGCUAGGGAAUUAUUCAACGCAUCUUUUGCAAGCUGUUGGACAGAACUUUAUACCCAAUAUCAGGAAGAUUUGGUCCAGUCAUUGUGCUCUGCCUUAUCUUCUUUGCAGAAUCCACCUGAAAUUCAUCAAACCCUACUCAACUUAGUUGAAUUUAUGGAGCACGAUAAUAAACCGUUACCUAUUCCAAUUCAGACCCUUGGACAGUAUGCCCAAAGAUGCCAUGCUUAUGCAAAGGCUUUGCAUUACAAAGAAGUUGAGUUCAUACAGGAACCGACGACCUCUACCAUAGAGUCCUUGAUUAGCAUCAAUAAUCAAUUGCACCAGACGGACGCUGCAAUCGGAAUCCUAAAACAUGCUCAGCAGCAUCAUGACUUGCAGCUCAAGGAAACGUGGUAUGAAAAACUGCAGAGGUGGGAAGAUGCUUUAAAUGCAUACGAUCAGCGAGAGAAGGCAGGCGAGGAUUCAUUCGAAGUAACCAUGGGUAAAAUGAGAUCAUUGCAUGCUCUGGGUGAAUGGGAAAAGCUUUCAGAGCUUGCGUCAGAGAAAUGGAGUGUGUCGAAGCCAGAGGCACGUAUUGCCAUGGCUCCGCUUGCGGCGGGUGCGGCUUGGGGUCUUGGGCAAUGGGAUGAAAUCGAGAAAUAUAUUGGCGUAAUGAAGUCUCAGUCGCCGGAUAAAGAAUUUUUCGAUGCAAUAUUGUGCUUGCAUCGAAAUAACUUUGGCGAGGCGGAGAAGCAUAUAUUCAAUGCUCGUGAUCUCUUAGUCACAGAAAUCUCUGCUUUGAUAAAUGAAAGUUACAAUCGGGCUUAUAGUGUCGUCGUGAGGACCCAGAUCAUUGCAGAGCUCGAAGAGAUAAUAAAGUACAAGAAGCUGCCUCAAAAUUCAGAGCGACGCCAGCUUAUGAGGAAUACAUGGAACAAACGACUCUUGGGAUGUCAGAAAAAUGUUGAUGUGUGGCAAAGAGUUUUGAGAGUCAGAUCGCUUGUCGUUAAACCAAAACAAGACAUGCAAGUGUGGAUCAAAUUUGCGAAUCUGUGCAGGAAGUCCGGAAGAAUGGGUUUAGCACAAAAAGCCUUAAAUUCGUUGCUAGAGGAAAGCGGGGAUCCAGACCACCCUAACACUGCCAGGGCACCUCCGCCGGUGGUUUAUGCACAACUCAAAUAUCUCUGGGCAACAGGAUCUCAGAAAGACGCUUUACGGCAUUUAAUUGGCUUUACAUCUAGAAUGGCGCACGACUUGGGUCUUGAUCCAAGCAAUAUGAUAGCUCAAAGUGUGCCUCGCAACAGUUCCAUUGCUCCCCGUCACGUUGAGGAUCAUACGAGAUUACUAGCACGCUGCUUCCUAAAACAGGGAGAGUGGAGAGUUUCUUUGCAGCCAAACUGGAGAACGGAAAAUCCGGAUGCCAUUCUUGGCUCCUAUCUGUUGGCCACGCAUUUUGAUGACAAGUGGUAUAAAGCAUGGCAUAAUUGGGCAUUGGCAAAUUUUGAAGUGAUAUCCAUGAUAACAUCGGGUUCCAAACAGGAGAUGAAUGGGGUCAACAAGAAAUCAGGUAAUGGUGUUUACCGAAUAGAAAAUGGAAUGAUGGGGUCUGAUUCAUUCAACGGUGACCCAGGUAAUUACUCGGCUGAGCUGAUCCAGAGACAUGUUGUUCCAGCCAUCAAGGGGUUUUUCUAUUCCAUUUCACUGUCGGAAUCAAGCUUUUUGCAGGAUGCCUUGAGACUUCUCACUCUGUGGUUCACUUUUGGUGGCGUUCCUGAAGCAGCACAAGCGAUGCAUGAAGGCUUUAGCUUGAUAAAGAUAGGUAGCUGGCUUGAGGUUCUACCGCAAUUGAUCGCGCGCAUUCAUCAGCCCGAUAAAGUGGUUAGCCGAUCACUACUUUCCUUAUUGUCUGAUUUUGGUAAAGCACAUCCUCAGGCUCUAGUUUAUCCCCUGACGGUUGCCAUCAAGUCAGAGUCUGUAUCUAGACAGAAGGCUGCUUUAUCCAUCAUUGAGAAAAUGAGGAUGCAUAGUCCUGUUUUAGUAGAUCAAGCCGAGCUUGUCAGUCACGAACUGAUUCGUGCCGCCGUUUUAUGGCACGAACUGUGGUAUGAGGGCCUUGAAGAUGCCAGUAGACAGUUUUUCGGUGAGCACAAUACUGAGAAGAUGUUUGCUAUCCUUGAACCACUUCAUGAGAUGUUAAAGCGUGGCCCUGAGACAUUGAGAGAGAUCUCAUUCCAAAAUUCUUUCGGUAGAGACUUGAAUGAUGCCUAUGAAUGGGUAACGAACUAUAAGAAGAGAAAAGAUCUAAGCAAUUUGAAUCAAGCCUGGGAUAUUUAUUAUAAUGUGUUUCGAAGAAUCAGCAGACAGCUGCCACAAUUACAAACUCUCGAACUGCAGCACGUCUCUCCAAAACUUCUCGCGGCUCAUGAUCUGGAAUUGGCCGUACCCGGUACCUACAUAACCGGAAAACCUAUUAUCAGAAUCACAAGAUUUGAACCUGUUUUCUCUGUUAUUUCAUCCAAGCAGAGACCUCGUAAAGUGACCAUCAAGGGCAGUGAUGGGAAGGACUACCAGUAUUUAUUGAAGGGUCAUGAAGACAUUAGGCAAGACAGUUUGGUUAUGCAAUUAUUCGGACUGGUAAACACCUUGCUUCAGAAUGACUCAGAAUGCUUUCAAAGACACCUGGAUAUUCAACAAUACCCAGCGAUUCCGCUGUCACCAAAGUCUGGUUUACUGGGUUGGGUUCCUAACAGUGACACUUUCCAUGUGCUCAUUAGGGAGCAUAGGGAAGCUAAGAAGAUUCCUCUGAACAUAGAACAUUGGGUAAUGUUGCAGAUGGCACCUGAUUACGACAGUUUAACUCUGCUGCAGAAGGUUGAAGUCUUUACUUAUGCUCUUGACAACACUAGGGGCCAAGAUCUGUACAAGGUUCUGUGGCUGAAGAGUAGAUCUUCUGAAUCAUGGUUAGAACGUAGAACCACGUAUACACGGUCGCUUGCGGUUAUGUCCAUGGUGGGCUACAUCCUGGGUUUAGGCGAUCGUCAUCCCAGCAAUCUGAUGCUUGACAGAAUCACAGGUAAGGUAAUUCAUAUUGAUUUUGGCGACUGUUUCGAGGCUGCCAUUUUGAGAGAAAAAUUCCCAGAGAAGGUACCCUUCAGAUUAACCAGAAUGCUCACUUAUGCGAUGGAAGUUAGUGGAAUUGAAGGUAGUUUCCGAAUCACCUGCGAGAACGUCAUGAGGGUUUUGAGGGAUAAUAAAGAGUCUCUAAUGGCCAUUUUGGAGGCUUUUGCCUUUGAUCCGCUGAUCCACUGGGGAUUCGAUCUCCCAACGCAGACCAUUAUGGAGCAGACUGACAUUCAGCUGCCAUUAACAAACCCAAGCGAGCUGCUCAGAAAAGGAGCCAUCACGGUUGAGGAAGCGGCCAAAAUGGAGGUAGAGCAAAAGAAUGAAAUACGAAAUGCUAGAGCGAUGCUCGUGCUGAAGCGUAUCACCAAUAAACUCACUGGUAACGAUUUCCGCAGAUUCACCGAGCUGGAUGUUCCUGAACAAGUGGAUAAACUGAUCCAGCAAGCAACCUCGGUCGAAAACCUGUGUCAGCAUUAUAUCGGCUGGUGUCCCUUCUGGUGA